Messenger RNA from Lucilia cuprina (Australian sheep blowfly), 2139 nucleotides. Its product is annotated as CUGBP Elav-like family member 1. Gene Ontology annotation, biological process: regulation of alternative mRNA splicing, via spliceosome; mRNA splice site recognition. Gene Ontology annotation, cellular component: ribonucleoprotein complex; nucleus; cytoplasm. Bases 1 to 2124 code for a protein of 707 amino acids. The record is from RefSeq and is a predicted model, not a curated record. Gene Ontology annotation, molecular function: mRNA 3'-UTR binding. NCBI's taxonomy places the organism in Eukaryota, Metazoa, Arthropoda, Insecta, Diptera, Calliphoridae. The transcript is spliced from 8 exons.
AUGUUAAGUUCGCUUGAUGCAUUAGCUAGUAAAAUAUCACCUGGCUCAGGAAACAAAUCUCCGUCCCAGCAGCAACUUCAGCAACAGCAAACAACUCAACAACAGUUGUCACCAACAAGUUACUAUCAACAGGAGUGCAUAGACAAUCAACAGCAGCAGCAAUCAUCUCAUACUCAUUCUUUACGUUUAAACGGUAAUCAUUACAAUGUUGGUGGCUUGGAUAGCAAUGGAAACAAAUUAUGUCACAUCACUCACAAUACCAUACAUCCCUAUCACAAACAACCGAAUUCACCAAACAGCAGCCACAGCAACAACAACAACACCAGCAGCAACCACCACCAUAACCACAAUCAUAGCACGAACCUUGCCAACAGUUUGCUGCAACAGCAAACAAAGUUGGCAACGUAUACAACAUCAUCGACCCCACCAACGACACCGUUAUCGGCCUCAUCUCUCUCACCCCAAGAAUGCCUGCAACAACAACAACAACAUGAAUUGUUUCAACAACAGCUGCAACAACGUCAACAGAGUUUGCAACAACAGCAGAUGCAGCAUCAACGCCAACAACAGUCACUCUCUUCUGCUCCAUUGUCGCCAACAACAACAUCCUCCCAUUCAUACGACGAAAAUGAUUCCCAGCAUGAGUUUAGCAGUUGUCUGAAGGAAAAUGCAUUUGGUAUGAGUGAUAAAAGUAGUACAACCAAUAGCCUACCGAAUAGUCCAAUACAUAGUAACAACAAUAAUACAUCGCUGUUGAAUAACAACAAUACCAGCCUCUGCAAUCACAAUAUACCCAACAACAAUAACAACAACAACAAUACCAUCAUCAGCAACAAUAAUACCAACAACAACAAUAAUAAUACAUGUAGUGCCAAUCGUAAUGUUGUCGAUGAUGACUCUUGUUUUCGCAUGGACGCCGAUACACCAUACGGUGAAAAGGAGCCAGAUCCAGACAAUAUUAAAAUGUUUGUUGGCCAGGUGCCAAAAUCUAUGGAUGAGGCUCAACUACGCGAAAUGUUUGAAGAGUAUGGUCCGGUGCAUUCAAUAAAUGUAUUGAGAGAUAAAGCAACUGGAAUUAGUAAAGGUAAGUGUAAGAAGACUGGCACAAAAUAUCUCAUUUGGUUUACAGUUUUUCACAUGGAGAUCCUCAAAGUAGGCAAAAUUUUUUUUGAUAUUUUGAGAAUUUUUUUUAAUAUAAUAUUUAAAUAUUUCUCUUUAUUUUACUUGCAGAUGUAUCAUCCCAUCCAAAUGAAACCCGCCGAUAGUGAAAAUCGUAAUGAACGCAAACUGUUUGUUGGCAUGCUAAAUAAGAAACUGAACGAGAACGACGUACGUAAAUUAUUUGAAGUGCACGGUGCGAUCGAAGAGUGUACGGUGUUGCGUGAUCAGAACGGUCAAAGUAAAGGGUGUGCAUUUGUGACGUUUGCCACAAAACACGCAGCGAUAUCAGCGAUUAAAGUAACUUUAAAUCAAAAUAAAACUAUGGAAGGCUGCACUUCACCAUUAGUUGUGAAAUUCGCCGAUACCCAAAAGGAAAAGGAACAAAAGAAAAUUCAACAAAUCCAGGCGAAUUUGUGGAAUUUGGCGACGAAUAUUAAUAUACCUUUGGGUCAAACAGCGACAACGGUUUCGACGCCCAUGCUACCCAAUCCACCCCAACAGGCGAGUCCUGUUUUGGGCGCAGAUGCUAUAACGCCAGCAUCAUUGCAGUUGUUGCAACAAUUGCAGGCAGUCGGUUUACAACAGCAGCUAUUGCAAGGUUUGGGUGCACAAACGAAUACUGCAGAUACAGCAGCUGCCACAGCUGCUGCUGCAGCCGCUGGUCUUCUACCUCCUAUGACUGUACAAAACUUAGCUGCUCUGGCAGCCAUGACACAACCCUCAUUGACAAAUGCUGCCACUAAUCCGGGCAGUGCCCAGUUGACAAAUACAGCCGCCUUAUUGUGUCUAUUAGGAAAAACUGCCAGUACAGGGUCUGAUCCAAACUCUUUAGCUUCAGCUUAUAUGUCAACAGCCGGUUUACCACAAUUUGGUAGCGCCGCCUUAACUUCUUCACCUUUAGCCAGUGUUGCCUUAAGUACUGCAGCUGCUGCAGCAGCAGGAAAACAAAUCGAGGGUAAGUGAAAGAAAAUUUUGUUA